Molecule: messenger RNA, 829 nt
Organism: Gadus morhua (Atlantic cod)
Lineage: Eukaryota; Metazoa; Chordata; Actinopteri; Gadiformes; Gadidae
Gene: cbln2b
Product: cerebellin 2b precursor
Exons: 3
Coding region: 174-788 (204 amino acids)
Biological process (GO): maintenance of synapse structure
Cellular component (GO): synapse
Molecular function (GO): protein binding
Source: RefSeq, a predicted model, not a curated record
AGAGAGAGAGAGAGAGAGAGAGAGAGAGAGAGAGGGAUAGACACACAGAGACAGAGGGGGGAGAGAGAGCGCGCGAGAGGGGACCAAGUGGACCGAGGUGAUCGAGUGCUAACAAACCUCCAAGGGGCUGCCGGCUUGUAUCAGUGUGCGCACACAGGACCAGCGUUCCGACCAUGGGGCUGCCAGCACGCUGCCCGGGACCCUGCUCCGUCCUCCUGGCGCUGACCCUGCUGCUCACGGGACCCGGCACGGUGCUCGGCCUCGGCCAGAACGACACGGAGCCCAUAGUGCUGGAGGGGAAGUGCCUGGUGGUGUGCGACUCGAACCCGUCCUCGGACGGAGGAGUUACUUCCUCGCUCGGGAUAUCCGUGCGUUCUGCCGGGGCGAAGGUGGCAUUUUCCGCCGUGCGCGGGACCAAUCACGAGCCGUCCGAGAUGAGCAACACGUCCAUGACCAUCUAUUUCGACCAGGUUUUAGUGAACAUCGGCAACCAUUUCGACCUCAAAGCCAGCGUGUUCCAGGCUCCGAGGCGGGGGAUCUAUAGCUUCAGUUUCCACGUUGUAAAGGUCUACAACAGACAAACCAUACAGGUGAACCUGAUGCAGAACGACUACCCGGUGAUCUCUGCGUUCGCCGGUGACCAGGACGUCACGAGAGAAGCGGCCAGCAACGGGGUGCUGCUGAUGGUGGAGCGCGAGGACCGGGUGUACCUGAAGCUGGAGCGGGGAACCCUCAUGGGCGGAUGGAAAUAUUCCACCUUCUCGGGCUUUCUGGUCUUCCCCGUAUAAUCCCGCAAAACCCCGCGGAUUCCUGCCCCCCCCCCCCCCCC